CUAAUGAGCAGAAACGCCAAAAGAGCUCAUGGGAAAAGCUGUAAUUAACUGUUUAUGUGAAGCCCCCAGUGACAGACAGCUCGAUAUUGACAACAAAGCCUUUCAUUAAGAUACUAAGACAUCACUCCCUCCAAAAUGAGGAGGAAGUCUGUGGUGCCUAUAAUUUAAAAAUGUUUUCAAAAGCACCUUGACAGUUAGGGACACAAGCGGUAAAUGUGCUCACCAGAUACAUCAUUCCAGGGUGGACCUUAAUCCCAUCACUAGUCAUCUCGGUGCCUAACGACACUCUCCUUUUGGUGAGAUUAGGCCACACAAUUAUGGAAUUAAAAACCGUUACCCCUGUUCUACUAAGGAACAAGAAACAAUUCAAGAACUUGCCCCAGGUACCAGUGUAGAAAGGACAAGCACUUGUUGCCCAGUUCUCUGCCCCAUCAAUGGAGUUGCCAGUCAGGCACUAAUAAUAACUGUACACAUUUUUGGAGCCUUUAUUAUACACCAGGAUGUAGUUUAUGUACAUAAGCAACUUUUUAGCCAACCUUAAAAAGUACUAUCAUUCUCUUUUUUAUCUAACUCAGCAGAAUUAAAUGACCUGCCCAUGCCCAAGCCUCAGAGCCAUUAAUUGAUGGUACUUAAAUUUAAAUCCCCUCUGUACUAACCCUCCUUCACUUAAUUCUUGGGGUGUCGAUCUAUGUGUCAGUCCAGAUCCUAAGCCAAGAAUAUAAUGACCUGCAAACUGCGAUGGGACAAUUAGGUUUGAUGUGCCAUUGGUACAAGAGUUCUUACUUUGAAAAUGUUAUUUAUACAUGCCUUUGAGAAAUAACUAGAGCUAAUACUAAACCCACUAUUUCAGGGACGCUGCUUAGGACAAACACAUUGCUACGGCCAAGGUGCUCAGAUAAGCCCUGGGGACCCAUGAAGUUCGCUGCUCGUGAACUUGGGCCGUGUCCUCCUGAACAUGACUUCACAGGCUGUCGUAAAAAGUAAACGUUUCUGAAACAGCUUCAGAAACACAAGCCUGGGCCGCAGGAAGCACUCUAUAAGUAAGAGCCAGCGCGAUUAACGACCGCAGAAAGCUGCAAGGUGGAAGCCUUUCCACGCGGACCAGGCGGGGCUCUGCUACCACGCACGCGAGGGGGCGGGACGCGGACAGGCCACGCCCCCGCGCAGACGCAGAAGCCCGCUCCCGAAGGCGGGCGGCCUGUCCGCCUCCCCCGGCAGGUGAAGGGCCGGCCCGUUCGCCUGGGCCCGUACCUUUUCCGGCCCGUACAGGUCGUCGCCGUACUCGCUGAGCAGGCUGUAGGCCUCCUCCACGCACUUGCGCUCGUUCAUGUUGCAGUUUUCAUAGGAAACCUCAGGUGCUAAAACAUCCAACAAAACUGAUGCUGUCUCUUGUCACCAUGGAGAUAUUACUUCGUUCCAAGUGUUUUCAGCGCCUAGCAGUUCCUGGUUCUAUGAGAGUGUUGCAUAAAGAUUAUAGAACAGUAGUGACCCCUCAGAAUUUUUCCAACUAUGAGUCCAUGAAAAAGGACUUCAAACUGGAGAUUCCAGAGUAUUUCAACUUUGCUAAGGACGUCCUGGACCAAUGGACCCAUAUGGAAAAGGCUGGAAAGAAACCUUCCAAUCCAGCCUUCUGGUGGGUAAGUGGAAAUGGAGAAGAAGUGAGAUGGAGUUUUGAGGAACUGGGAUCUUUGUCCAGGAAAUUUGCCAGUAUACUUACAGAAGCCUGUGCCCUGCAAAGGGGAGAUCGGGUCAUUGUGAUUCUGCCCAGGAUCCCAGAGUGGUGGCUUGCAAAUGUAGCCUGUCUGCGAACAGGUACAGUUUUAAUUCCAGGAACCACUCAGCUGACCCAGAAAGACAUCCUCUACAGACUGCAGUCUUCAAAAGCCAAGUGCAUUAUUACCAACGAAGUUGUGGCCCCAGCAGUGGACGCUGUGGCAUCUAAAUGUGAAAACCUGCACUCCAAGCUAAUUGUGUCUCAGAACCCCAGAGAGGGGUGGGGGGAUCUCAAGGAGAUGAUGAAGCAGGCCACUGACAACCAUACCUGUGUGGCGACAAAACACGAUGAGAUCAUGGCCAUUUACUUCACCAGCGGGACGACAGGAUCUCCUAAAAUGACUGCACACACCCACAGCAGUUUUGGUUUAGGAUUAUCUGUAAACGGAAGGUUCUGGCUGGACUUGACGCCUUCGGAUGUGAUGUGGAAUACCUCUGACACAGGCUGGGCAAAGUCUGCAUGGAGCAGCGUGUUUUCGCCAUGGAUCCAGGGAGCAUGCGUAUUUGCACACCGUUUGCCGCAGUUUGAGCCAACUUGCAUCUUGCAGACUCUCUCCAAGUUUCCCAUCACUGUCUUCUGUUCAGUGCCAACUGUAUACCGAAUGCUUGUACAGAAUGAUAUGACCAGCUGUAAGUUCAGAAGCUUAAAGCACUGUGUGAGUGCUGGGGAGCCCAUCGGCCCUGACGUGACUGAGCAGUGGAAGAGGAGGACAGGGCUGGACAUCUAUGAAGGAUACGGACAGACUGAAACGGUGCUAAUCUGUGGAAAUUUUAAGGGAAUGAAAAUUAAGCCUGGCUCAAUGGGAAAGCCUUCUCCUGCUUUUGAUGUUAAGAUUUUAGAUGCAAAUGGCAAUGUUCUACCUCCUGGACAAGAAGGAGACAUUGGCCUUCAAGUUCUACCCAAACGACCAUUUGGCCUUUUCACUCAUUAUGUAGAUAACCCUACAAAAACAGCCUCAACUCUACGAGGCAACUUCUAUAUCACUGGGGACAGAGGCUAUGUGGAUGAAGAUGGGUAUUUCUGGUUUGUUGCAAGAUCGGAUGAUGUCAUAUUAUCCUCUGGUUACCGAAUCGGACCAUUUGAGGUAGAGAGUGUCCUGGCUGAGCAUCCCGCAGUGGCAGAGUCAGCUGUGGUCAGCAGCCCAGACCCCAUCAGAGGAGAGGUAGUCAAGGCUUUUAUUGUUCUGAACCCCAAUUACCAGUCACAUGGCCAAGAACAACUAAAAGAGGAAAUUCAGGAGCAUGUAAAAAAAACUACAGCACCCUACAAAUAUCCUAGAAAGGUAGAAUUUGUUCAAGAGCUGCCAAAGACUAUCAGUGGGAAGAUAAAAAGAAAUGAACUGAGGAAGAAAGAAUGGGAAACUGUUUAAAUCCAUUCUUUUAACCAUCACAGCAUCCAUAAAACAAAGACUGUAGAAACCUAAGAUUAUGAAGAGGUGAUAAAACUGUGACAGUAUGCUUAUGAACUACUGAUUUAAAAUAUCGUGUGGCCGUAACACCAGAGGCUGGAUUCUGAAAAGAAAUAGUAAAUGCCUCUGCGUUAGUAUCAGUGUUCUUAUAAUUUGCUAAUACAAAAAGAAUACCAUCAGCUGAUAAGGAAUUUUUAAACGUAUGGUAGAGAAGCAGUUUCUGAACCAAAUCUCUGAUCUGUUGAUUUUCACAUCUUAAUUGAGUUAACUCUUAUGAUAUGUUAAUAUACAAACCAGAACCAAUCUUCAAGCACUGAAAUAAAACUAACACAAGCUUUUAGAAACACAAGAAAACCAGAUU
This is a messenger RNA of Miniopterus natalensis, 3543 nucleotides long. The record is from RefSeq and is a predicted model, not a curated record. NCBI's taxonomy places the organism in Eukaryota, Metazoa, Chordata, Mammalia, Chiroptera, Miniopteridae.